UGUGGUGUCCUGUUGCUCCGGCUCGGUUUCCAUUAGCUGUGAGCAGGAGAUGGUCAGUGGAGCCCAGGGGCAGGGUUUGGGUUUUAUUGAGGAAAAGGCCGCUGUAAAAACGGUGGCAGAGAGACAGUAAUACCAAAGAGACGGCUGGGAAUAAUGCUUCGUCGGUCGUAGGCGGUGUGAAAUGGCCAUUAGGGAGCUGAAAGUGUGUCUUCUGGGGGACACAGGAGUUGGGAAGUCAAGUAUUGUCUGUAGAUUCGUCCAGGACCACUUUGACCACAACAUAAGUCCGACCAUUGGUGCAUCAUUUUUAACCAAGACUGUCCCCUGCGGCAAUGAGCUUCACAAGUUCCUGAUCUGGGACACGGCUGGGCAGGAGCGGUUUCACUCAUUGGCCCCCAUGUACUACAGAGGAUCUGCUGCUGCGGUCAUUGUUUAUGAUAUAACCAAACUGGACUCUUUCCAGACCCUGAAAAAGUGGGUGAAGGAGCUGAAGGAGCAUGGUCCAGAGGAUAUCGUGGUGGCAAUAGCAGGAAAUAAGAAUGACCUGGGUGAUAUACGGGAAGUCCCCACAAAAGAGGCAAAGGAGUUUGCCGAGUCAAUUGCAGCGAUAUUCAUUGAAACCAGCGCUAGAAAUGCUGUCAACGUUGAGGAACUCUUUCAAAAGAUCAGUCGGCAGAUCCCUCCAUUGGAGAACGCAGAAGUGGACAGCAACGAGUCAUUCAAGAUCACACGCCCGCCACCUGCGUCAUCUAGACGGUGCUGUUAGAGAUGUGGGACCUAUUACUGCUUCGUCAUUGCCAGAUGUUUGAGUCAGCUUCAUAACCCUCAUAACCUAUAACAUGACAUUAACCCGAUUUCAGCGUUAACAUUACAAAAAUCAAAAAAGUGAAGAGAUUAAUUUUAACACACAAGCGGUAAGCAUACUGUAGUACAUUAGUACUACAAUCAGUAUAGUUUAAAGAAUUGAGCUUCGUGACAAAUGAAGUGGAUGGAACAUUUUCUCCUGCAUUCAGUGCAGAACAAUGGAACAGAGUUAGCUGGCUAACUCUAUAGGACAGCUCAGAGGAAUAGAAGUGUCAGUUAAAGCAGGGGUGUCAAACUCCAGGUGCUGAAAGUAGAGGCGUUCAACAAAUUUUGUGGCCGAAAUGCAGUCUGUGGGCCCCAUUUCCCAUCACUCAGAAAUGUUCAAAUCUAUUUUGAGAGUGUAGAGUAUGACCAAAUUAUACCCUCUAUGUUCAAAUCUAGUGAAGGUCCUGGCGACAAGGUUUUUGUCACAACAAGGGGGGACUGUCAGAGAUGAGUGAUUGAUUUCAGUAUUUUUUUGGAUGCCAAUUAUUUUGCCAGUAUUUUUUUAGUUAUGACACUAAUGAUUUACAAAUAUAAACUUUCUAUACCAAAGCUAUUUUUUUUUGUCAGGCUGAAUCUCCACCCUCCAUGUUUGUGGUUAUUUGUCUGCAUGUCCAGUGAGUAUUCAAGUGUGCCCAGUUUCUCAAAUGUGCAAAAAAACACUAAACACUCACUGAAGGCACACUAAAUGCACCCUUUGGCAAUCCUUUUAAUAUAUAAUGUAUUCUUGUGGGGCAUCUACUUAUGGAUGUCCCACAAAAAUACAUUAUAUAUCUGCACAAUUGCAGUCUUAAUGAAUGAAUGCAUGUUUUUGCUAAAUUUGGAAAUGUCACACCAGUACAUUUUUUUUCCUGUCUAAUUUAGCUGUGACCAGUUCUACCAGCCAAUAAGGCCUCCCCUCACACGAUGCUACCAAGCUGGGAGGGUGGACGCUAACAUUUAUUCUCCUGUUCAAAAUUGAGUCGAUUGUUCAAACAGCCGCGAACGUAGUGAGAUCGAGCAGACUUGGAGAACACUACCUGCCAAUUCUGUUACAUCAGCUAAUAGAUGGCUGCUAUCUGCAUAAAUGCUGACCUACAGUUGUGAUCAAAUUUAUUCAACCCCCACUGAAAUAAAGUGUUUUGGCCAGUUUGACAUUGAUUUUGAUCAUUUCAGUCAUCUUAUUUACAAUUAUAUCAAAGAGGCACUUAUAAAUUAGACAAAUAUAACAUUUAUGAUGAAAUAACCACAAAUGUCUUUUCUGUGCUCACAUCAUUAUCAGUUUUAUUCAACCCCCUACUGACAUUAUUUUUUAGUACUUAGUACAACAUUCUUUUCCAGUUAUGACAUCUUUCAAGUGUGAAACAUAGCUUGACACAAGUGUCUUGCAGCGACCUAUGGGUAUCUUAGCCCAUUCUUCAUGGGCAAAAGCCUCCAGUUCAGUCACAUUCUUAGGCUUGCGCGCUGCAACUGCCUUCUUUAGGUCCCACCAGAGGUUCUCAAUUGGAUUUAAGUCUGGUGACUGCGAUGGCCACUCUAGAAUGUUCCAGCCUUUCAUCUUCAACCAUGCUCUAGUGGACUUGGAUGUGUGCUUCGGAUCAUUGUCCUGUUGGAAAGUCCAAUGUCUCCCAAGCCGCAGGUUUGUGACUGACUCCAUCACAUUUUCCUCCAAGAUCUCCUGGUACUGAAGGGAAUUCAUGGUACCCUGCACACGUUGAAGCUUUCCUGUACCAUUAGAAGCAAAACAGCCCCAAAGCACAACUGACCCCCCGCCAUGCUUCACAGUAGGCAAGGUGUUCUUUUGUUCAUAAGCCUGGUUCUUCCUCCUCCAAACAUAGCGCUGGUCCAUUGGCCCAAACAGUUCUAAUUUAGAUUCAUCUGACCACAGUACACUGUCCCAAAACUUUUGUGGCUUGUCCACAUGACUUUUGGCAUACUGCAGUCGACUUUUCUUGUUCUUUGGAGUCAGCAAGGGGGUGCGCCUGGGAGUUCUGGCAUGGAGGUCUUCGUUAUGCAGUGCGCGCCUUAUUGUCUGACCUGAAACUUUGGUGCCCACAUCUGACAGGUCUUUUUUCAGUUCCUUAGCAGUCACGCGGGGAUUUUUCUCCACAUUACACUUCAGGGAGCGCACAGCAGUCGCGGUCAGGAUCUUCUUUCUGCCACGACCAGGUAGCGUUUCCACUGUGCACUUUAACUUGCGAAUGAUACUUCCGAUAGUGUCUCUUGGAAUAUUUAACAACUUCGCAAUCUUCUUAUAUCCAUUACCAUUCUUGUGAAGAGAAAUAACCUCUUCUCGUGUCUUCUGGGACCCUUCUCUUGCCUUCACCAUGCUUGUAAACACACCCGUAGAUGUCUAGAAGGAGCUGAGUAUCACAGUCCUUUUAAAUCUGCCUAAUUGGUGCUUAUUAUGCUUGAUUGCGGCUCGUUGACAUCCACAGGUGGUUUUAAUACCUGAUUGAACUGGAAUGAACCUCUGUUCUUAAGAGUGGUAGUCGUAAAGGGGUUGAAUAAUUGUGUCAAUGAAGAAAUCACAAAAAGGCCAUUUAAUACUUUAUGACAAAAACAAUUGAUGCUAUUUUAGUUGCAUUUAGUUCUUUAACAAGUCCUUGUAAGAUUUAAUUAUGAACGCAAUUACAAAUGUGCACUGAAUUCCAUAAAACCCUUCACAGCAUUGGGGGUUGAAUAAAUUUGAUCACAACUGUAUAAACCUGAUCUUAUAGCCAAGCUAAUGUUUCAAAAACAUACAUUAAAGCUUUCUAAAUAAGAACUUUCCUCUUAAAACCCACUCAUGCUGUUUGCACAAAGAUUCUGACAUUCUCCAGUGUUUUCUUAUUUGAGAUUGUGCAGUUUAAGAACACAUCAUGAAUCUGAUGUAGAUUUUUUCUUAGGACUCUUCUCAAGAGCAAAUUUAAGAAAAAACAUAGAUAUUGGUGAAUGAGGCCCAACGUUCUGGCUACUACACAUGCGCAUAUCUCCACAAUAAAGGGGCUUUUCAAACUAAUGCCUUAUAUUAUAUUAUAGGUAUUGGCUCCUUUAUUAAAGGGUGGUACUUCCUAUAAUACGUUCCCAUGUUUUAUAAGAUAUCUUGUUUAUAUUUCAACCAGUGAGCUGUUUCCUCCUCUGAAUUUAGGCUUGUUUGACUUAACAUAAUGCAGAUCAAUUGUCUCCUAGCUCGGGAGUUUUUGCAUUACAGUAUUUUUUGUUUUUUUUUUUGUCCAAUUUGCAUCGCCACCACUGGUGUGUCAUAACAGAGUAUUUGUCCUAAUAAUCUUCAUGGGAGUGAAGCAGCUGCAGUUUUCAGAGCUUAGUCCCCAUUGACUGAAUGCUUCACCCACAGCCAUGUAGACACAAAUGGUGGCCACCUUGUGUUUCUCUAGUUAUAUCAAAAACAUGACAAAAAAAAAAACAGUAGACAGCGUCCAAGAGUGGGUCCUCAGUGAAUGAGGGUGAAUGUGAAUAGCUAGAAAUGGAUUUCAAACUUGUUUGUCACCGUUCUCACCUUCUUUUAAUUUUAUUAAGUGGAAGGAUACAUUCCAUUACAAAAUCAAAAAACUGUAUCUUUCUGUUUUUCUACAGCAAAUAGAUUUUUGUUUGUAGAAUGCUCAUUGGUUAGAGAGGCGAUCAGCUCAUUGUCAGAGUAAAGCAGUUUGUGCUCACUGAUGUCAUGAACAAACAUAGGGCACUGUGAGAGAGCCUUAUAACUAGAGUUCAGAAGCACUCAAAAAAGUAACAGCGGUGUUUAAGUAGUAUUUGCUGUUCAAUUUUCAGAAAAUUCAAACCACGCUCUAUAAGAGCCCAUUCAUUUUGUACUUGCCUGAGAGUGUUCUGUAUCAUUUUAAUUGCUCUCUCCUCGACUCCUCUGCCAGCUACAACUGGCUGCUCUCACUGACCACCAAGGUGUGGCACACUUCUUCUCAAACAGUCCAAUGUCUCUGCUUUCACUAUUCCCCCAGCUGUGAUCUGUGAUGUCCUUGACUAAAAGGCCACAGUACUUCAGAAUUUAGUGGGGACCAUGAUUUAAUACACUCGAUUCUACAGCUAGUUUCCAAACAACUAAUUAAUUCCAUUGAGUGUUAGUAAUAAACAUUAAAUUCUGCUGUUGUGGCCCUCCAGGACCUGGUUUUGACACCCCUGCUCUUGAUCUCUAUCAACAGUCCUGGUCUAGUUUUAGCUCUGGUGUCUGAUCAGCACAACAGGUUCCUUAAAACAAGGACCUGCCCAAUAUGGCGCGUUUUUUUUUUCCAUUUAGUGUCUGAAAAGUAAUGUAAUAUUAAUGCAAUUUUUUGUCUGUUUAGACUGGUUAUAGCCACAGUAUUUUGAACAGGUACUCAUUUACCUCAACUCAGCUACAGUAUCAACUAUAGUAUAAAAAUCAUGCCUAAUUUGUCUAAUGUAAGAGGCCAAGUAGAUUUAAAUAUCACCGUAAGAUUCAAUGUUAGAGCCAGCAUUUUUCAACCUAAUCGCUAUCUGCCUGCAUUUUACUUUAAAUCAAAGCACAGCUAGAUAGAUGAGAUAUUUAUCUGUGGUAAUCAACUUGUAAUCUCACAGAGCCAGACAUUGUUUGGGAGCAACUUUUUAAACCUUUCGUGCUGGAUUCCAGCAACAUAUGCUGUAACCAAGGGUACAUCUCCUGCCCCCAAACCCCUCUAGUCUAUGCUCUUGUAACAUCUGGAGUAGAGUCAGUAACAAGCAAGACAAACUAGCGAGAGAAAUGCUAUCACUAGCUCGCAGCACACCAGCAUGCUUGAUUGGAGGUUUUUGGGGAACUUCUCAGCCAAGCUAAUUCACAUUACAUUCAUGGGCUAACAACAGGGUUCAUUGGACAAUGUAGACAAGCACAUCUUCACCCCUUACAUUGAGCUCUGCCUUCACGAGGCACUUGAUCGGUUUUGUACCUUCUCCUUCAGUUUGCUCCCACCAUAACACUGGCUUCAAGUCCUCCUUUGAAGUUCUUACUUAUGUCUUCAGGGGGUCGUAAAUAUGAUUUGAUAAGUGUUCAACUGGUUUUGGUCGGAAACAAGACGGAUGUGCUGUGAAUAAUGACUUUUUGCUAACUUGUUUUUAUGUCAUCAAAGAGAGUAUUUUGCGUUACUGCAACAACACAAAGAACAGAGGAUUUGUGUUACAUGGUGUCCAGCUGGAAUCAUCACAUCACAUAUGCUAAUAUCCAUUUUUACAAGAGUGAAUGAGAGCACAUUAACUAAAAAGAGUUUAGCCUGCAGUGCUCAUGUGUUACAACUCAAGUACUGUAUCAGUGGCCGCCAUAGCUUUUAAAAUUAAAAUCAGAAAGUUCUGGCUUCAAUAUAGAUUAAUGUCAAAGUAAUUUAGACAUUAAGUACCAUAUUUCCCACACGACUUGAAGGCUGCAUAAAUACGUUCCCACCCAUAUUUAGCUCACAUCUAGCCCUGUGAUUCUUCAAUAGCAACUAUAUGCAGAGAUGUGGCAGAUAGAGAUUAGAAUGGAAAACAUAGGAAUAUUCCUAUUUCCAGCAAUGUUAAUUAACUUGCCAUUUGAUAAUAUGUAAGUAUUGUUCAGUGCUCUGUCAGAAGUAGAUGAUGGAUUAAUGACGUCCUGAUAGGAGUGCAGUGCACAGUCACCUUUUGUGCACACUUAUAUAAUAAUCACUCUUGUUUUAGCGUCUUUUAACAUUCAGUUAGAACCUGCCUCCAAGUUGUGGUAUUUGUUGGUGUGUGUUGAGUUUGGACGUGGCCGUGGCCUUGUGUGAUGCACAUGUAUGAUAUGUAAUAUAGUUUUGUCAGAUGUCAAUACGUUUGCAUGAUUGAAAAGCUUUCAUUCAGCAGCCAUUGUACCAUUUUACACCUUGCGUCUUUCAGCUCUCAUAGGCUAUUCUAAACACUGCCACUAAUACAGGAUUUAGGAUAGGUGUAUCCAAAACAUUUUGAAUUAUUACUAAUCAGUUAAUUGUCUUUAAAAUUGUGGUACUGUAACAGAUGAAUAUGCUAGUAUGUAGAGUAGUUAGUGUUGUACUUUGAAUGUGCCUUAUUAGAAAAGUGCCUUAACACACAGUAUUUACAAGUGUUGUAAAAGUUCAUUUGGCUUUUACGGUGGGUGUGUAGACACCUUAGUGUUCAGGGUCAUUGACGUUAAUAUCAAGCAGUAUUAAAAGAAAAAACUAGAUUCGUUAUCGAUUGCGCUAAAUUUGUAGAUUUGUUUUAGUGUUACCUCCACAAGCUGAAUGUGGCUAUUUAUUGAUUGUCUCUAAGAGUUCAUCCAGGUCCAAAGCACUUUGCUUGGGAAAGAAUACCAUUACAGAGCGACCAACAGGGGGCAGUGCAAGCUUGUGCCUUAAACCUAAAUACGGCAUGUUGUGUCUCUGCAUACGUGUUUCCGUGAAUAAGAAGUCUUUUGCUUCUCUUAAUGCAUCCUUCAGUAUAUUAAUUGUCAGUUAUCACAAAAGCAGCAAAAGGGCAAUGCACAGUCUUUUUUGUGGACUGUUAAUGAAGUAUGUCUUAUUACAUUAAAAUAGUUUUAGCCUAAGAAUACUCCUAAGGCACAAAGCCAUUAGAACCACAGUGUGAAAUGAGAGUAAUUCAGUUUCAGUUGAAUUAGCAAAUUAAUUCUACCAGCCCAGUGAGAUAUGCCGACUGAUUAUAGUAACCACACAAUUAGGCAUUCUUUAGUAAGAUGAAUGCAUUCGUUUUAUAGUAGGAUCCACACAAGAAUAACAUUUUAUCUUAAUUUACAACUUAUCGAGACUAUGUAAUGACCAAUGCAAACAUGUAGAUUAGCUCUUGUUGAUUAUUAAACAGCAUUGCUUAGUAAUACUGCCUAUGCUACCUGCAGCAGCAAUGUCCUCAUUAUUUAGAUAAGUUAUUAACGUCUGAGUUGACCUUCGCCAACCGGAGUAACAUUUUGUAUUUUAAACGAUUUGUUAAUAAAUAUGUAUUUGUACUCUU
Pygocentrus nattereri (red-bellied piranha) is the source of this 7743-nucleotide messenger RNA. It is a transcript of the gene rab31, whose product is annotated as RAB31, member RAS oncogene family. The record is from RefSeq and is a predicted model, not a curated record. NCBI's taxonomy places the organism in Eukaryota, Metazoa, Chordata, Actinopteri, Characiformes, Serrasalmidae. Gene Ontology annotation, molecular function: GTPase activity; GTP binding. Bases 182 to 766 code for a protein of 194 amino acids. The transcript has 7 exons.